Messenger RNA from Zychaea mexicana, 1572 nucleotides. RefSeq names its product major facilitator superfamily domain-containing protein. Gene Ontology annotation, biological process: transmembrane transport. The transcript is spliced from 7 exons. Bases 1 to 1572 code for a protein of 523 amino acids. Gene Ontology annotation, molecular function: transmembrane transporter activity. The record is from RefSeq and is a predicted model, not a curated record. NCBI's taxonomy places the organism in Eukaryota, Fungi, Mucoromycota, Mucoromycetes, Mucorales, Lichtheimiaceae.
AUGAGCGAUACCAUCACUGCUGAAGAGGGCUUAAGCAGCAAUGUUGAUGAAACGCUGCCUGAUCCUCCUCAGCAACAACUUGAGAAAAAACAAUCUGAGACAGUUGAACCGUAUUGCCUCUACUCAAAGUCCAAAAAGUUAUUGAUAUGUGCAAUUGUAUCAUAUGCUGGCCUUGUAUCCCCUUUCUCUGGCACGAUCUAUUUUCCUGCCUUGACCCUCAUAAGCGAGGAAUUCGAUAUCACAACGUCACUCGUUAAUUUGACAGUAACGGUGUAUAUGAUCUUCCAAGCUUUGUCGCCAUCAUUUUGGGGAUCAUUGGCCGACUUAUGGGGUCGUCGACCGGUGUACCUUGGAACACUGUUCAUCUUUAUUGGUGUAUGUAUUGGUCUCGCAAUGGCCCCGACGUUUCCUUUCCUUCUUGGCAUGCGGAUGGUUCAAGCUUUUGGUGCUAGCUCGGGCAUCGCUCUCGGCGCCGGUGUCAUAGGUGAUUUUACCACGCCAGCAGAGCGUGGUGGCUACUAUAGCAUAUUCACAUCGUGUCAAAUGGUGGCCACCGCAAUUGGCCCGGUUAUAGGCGGUGCCAUUGCUCAACAACUUUCAUGGCGAUGGGUUUUCUGGGUGUUGCUCAUAGUAGGAGCAGUUGGAUUUUUUGCUGUUUUGUUCCUCUUGCCAGAGACUUUGCGCUCACUCGUUGGUAAUGGCUCUGGCUAUGCCAAUCCAACACCCACACAAUGGAUGAAAAGGAGAGCAGCAAAAGGUCCAGUGCCACCCAAAGCGGAUAUGUCCCGAUUCCGCCAAAUCCCUAACGUUCUCGAACCGUUCUUGUAUUUGCGUCAUCCCGAUGUGAUCUUGACUAUGAUCAUCAAUGGCUGCUAUUCAGCUAUCUUGUAUACCUACAUGACAACGACACCUACCCACUUUUCGACUAUCUAUGGAUUAGACCAAUUGGAAGUCGGCCUCUGCUAUCUUCCAUACGGCUUCGGAUGUAUUACUGGAUCGUACCUGGGUGGCCGCAUCCUCAACCGUGAUUUUCGAGUGGUUGCUCGGAAACAAGGAAUGACGCCAGAACAGGUCAAAAAGUCAGGCAAGCUGUCUUUGGACUUUCCUAUUUAUCGUGCACGCUUACGCUCAGCCUGGAUACCUAUCACUCUGGGACAGCUGGUCACAGUUGUUUAUGGAUGGACUCUUUAUGCCAAGGCGCCUCUUGCUGUUCCUCUUAUUCUCCAGUUCAUCGCUGGCAUGAGUAUCACACCGGUAUUUAGUGUUUGCCAAACUCUAAUGAUCGACUUGUUUCCAGGCCGAGGUGCUUCGAUUACAGCGACCAAUAACAUUGUCCGAAGUUUGCUUGGUGCGGUAGCGACGUCGACAAUUGAACCGGGAAUCAACAAAAUUGGUCUCGGAUGGAUGUUUACUACUCUUGGUCUGAUCCUGUUGAUCAAUACCGCUAUUCUUCCUAUCUUGAUAAAAUACGGUCCUAAAUGGUGGAAGCAACGUAUAGAACAGCAGGAACGCCGUGCAACAAAGCGCAGCGAUAACGAGCGUGCGCAUGCCGCAGAAGUCGAAGCUUCAUAA